UUUAUUGCCGAGGUUUGACAGCAGUAGGAGAAAACCUAACAUUUAACACAAUAACAUAAGAAUAAAACAGCAUUUAAGAUGUAUUUGAAUUGAAGGAGGAGAAAAUGUGAGUAAAGAGAUCUAUAGAUGUUCUUAAGUUUGUCACAUCAAAACAAUGUCCGAUAACGAGGACAAUGUAGCAUCAGAUCCAGAAGAUAGUUGUCAACCAGAAUCUGUAGCAACAGGUGCUUGUGGUGGAGAUUUUUUACGUCCCAUUUCACCCAACAGCGAUUCAGCAGAUAAUUUAAGUCUUGAAGUUCAAUUUGAAGAGGAAAGUUCAAGACACCCAAGUGAACUUAGUUCAAUAUCCUAUCAGAAUUUGUUGGAUGACGGUGAUGGAACUGGACUCUCCAGACAUGAGAGUGAAGAUAGUGCUGACUCAUUACCCCCAGAUUUUACUGAUAUUUAUCAGCAGGAUGAAAUAACACAAAUAGACAUACGUGAUUUGCAAACCAAAACAAAUGAAAAAUACAAGAAAAGCUGCUUAAAUGCAAUUGAAUUAAAGUCUCAAUGUGAAUCUGAAAAUAUCGAUAAACUUACUAUUGAAGUGUCAAAAAUGAAAGAUCUGAUUCAGGUAGAUUCAAAAGAAAGUCAAGACAUUAAUAUGGAGUCAGAAAAAGAAAGUAAGAAUCAUUCAGCUGUUCAAAAAAGAAACAGUUUGGAAAUUAGAAAUAAUAUUCCAGUUAAGGGCGAGGUAAAAAGCUACAAUAAAGAUCUAGACAAUUUAAUCAAAUAUAAUUCACAAGGUGCAAAACCGAAAAUUAAAAAGAAAUCCCCAGGUGUAGCUUGUCGUAUUGGUGACAGUGGCAGUGAUCGGGAAGGAUCCAGUUCAGAAAGAGAUAUCCCUUUGAAGAAACAGUAUACAGAUGUAUCAGAAUGUGAAAUUCAGCCUCAUUUCACCAAGCACGAUUCAUUUCAUAAACAUGAUAAAGAAAAAGAAUCAUUAGACACCAAAAUAUUAUCAGAAUUUGAAAAUUCAAAUCCAAAGCAGUUAGAAAACUCUAAAAAUGUUGAAAUCAUUAAUGAAUAUGAUUACGUGAAGUAUUCUCGAGUUCAGGAUGGUGAUUCGUAUGUAGGAAUGAGGCUAGCUUAUUCAAGUACUGAAGAUAAAGAUAAAAACAAUGUGAAUGGAAUUUUGCCUACAGAUGAUGAUAAUUCUAGAGAUGCUUCCCCUGAUAAAACUGUAAACAUUAAACAGGAAUUAUCCAUUCUAGAAACUAUACAAAAUUUAAAUGAAGACACGCUGACAGAAAUCCCAUUGAAUAACAAUGACGGAUUUUGUAUGGAUGAUCAGAAAGCAUUUUCAUUGUCACCAGAGAACACUGAAUGUGAUAGUGCGGAGGUAGAAAGUGUUGUUUCGGAUGAUGACAAGUCAAAUUUAGGAAUGCCAAAUGUUGAAGAUGGUUUAUCUAGUAGUCAAACAAGUGAUGUUGAAGAUGCCCCACCAAGUAGUACACACAAAUCUCCUACACAUUUAUUACGCAAAAAACAGUCACAAGUUGUAGACGAACAGUUGUCUAAUAGUGAAAAUAUUACAAAAGCUAAAGAAAUUGAUGCUUCUGCAAUAAUGGAGGAUUUGAAAGCAAAACGUGAGGCAUUAGACUUAGCCAUAGCUGAUAUUAAAUCUACUAUUCAUUCAAGUAAAGAAAAAAUCAAGUAUACACCCCAGUCUGAUGAAGAUCCUGAACCAGUUUGGAUAAUGAGAGAAAAUUCCCAUGACAAAAAAGAAGACAGAGUGAGACAGUCUAAUCAUUCUUCUGAAGGAAUUUACAGUGAAAUUCAUGAUAAAGAUAAUGAGGAGAGUGGAGAAACAAACCAGCUGUUAGACAGUCAAACCUAUAAAUCUGAUGGUAGACUUUAUCAUGCUGGUAAAGGCUAUGACUCAGAUGAUGAAGAAGAUAAUAAUACAAAAAGCACACGUCGAAUCCGUGGCAAAAAGUAUGUCUCGCUCCCAAAAGACGAUUCAUUUGAUCAGCAUAGUCACAGAGUUAACGGUGCAAAUGGUCAUCACGUGAAUAAUCACCAAAAAUCAGAAUCUGUUGAAUAUUAUAUUAAAAAGACUCAUGAAGGGUCUGAGACUGAUUCUGAAUAUGGUAGUGAUAAAGAAAGUCCAUCCAAAACAAGUUACGUUAAGGAACGUCAGCCUGGAGAUUAUGAUACAGACGAAGAAACCGAUCAUCUUUUACAGAAACAGUAUCAGAAAGAUCAAAAUGUUGACAUUCCAGAACUGUCACAACCCCCGGUAAAUAGAAGUGCUCAGGCUGAGAAACGUAGAUCUCGUGCUAAAGAAGGUGAGAGGCAGUCAUCUUCUGUUUAUGAUCCUGAAAAUCCAUCAGUUUUGAUAGAGGGAGUACUGUUUAGAGCUCGUUACUUAGGAUCUACACAGCUGAUCUCUGAGGGACAGCCAUCAAAAGCCAUGAGGAUGAUGCAGGCUCAAGAAGCUGUAGGAAGAAUAAAGGCCCCAGAAGGUGAGAAUCAACCUAGUACUGCUGUUGACCUGUUUGUCUCUACAGAAAAGAUUAUGGUCCUUAAUACAGAUUUACAGGAGAUAAUGAUGGACCAUGCUUUACGAACUAUAUCUUAUAUAGCCGAUAUAGGGGACAUAUUAGUAAUAAUGGCAAGACGAAGGAUACUGUCAAGUCCUGGAGAAGAUUCUUUACGGAAAAAAAAACAGGCCAAAAUUUUGUGCCAUGUAUUUGAAUCAGAUGAGGCUCAACUGAUAGCCCAGUCCAUAGGUCAAGCCUUCCAGGUGGCUUAUAUGGAAUUUCUGAAGGCCAAUGGAAUAGAAGAUCCUGGUCUUAUGAAAGAAAUUGAUUAUCAAGAUGUCCUCAAUCAACAAGAAAUAUAUGGGGAGGAAUUAAAUCUGUUUGCCAAUAAAGAGAAACACAAAGAGGUGAUAGUACCAAAGGUGAAAGGUGAAAGUUUAGGUGUAGUUAUAGUAGAAUCAGGUUGGGGAUCAAUGGUUCCUACAGUGGUAGUAGCUAACAUGGCCCCCACUGGUCCAGCAGCUCGAUGUGGCAUGAUGAAUAUUGGUGAUCAAAUUAUUUCUGUCAAUGGUGUCAGCUUGGUCGGCUUACCAUUGUCAUCAUGUCAAAAUUACAUAAAGAGUUCAAAACAACAAACUGUUGUGAAGUUAUCUGUUGUACCGUGUCCACCUGUUGUAGAAGUGUUAGUGAAACGACCUGAUGUUAAAUAUCAGCUGGGAUUCAGUGUACAGAAUGGUGUGAUAUGCAGUUUAUUACGAGGAGGCAUAGCUGAGCGAGGCGGUGUUCGAGUCGGACACAGAAUUAUAGAAAUAAAUAACCAAAGUGUUGUAGCAGUACCUCAUGAAAAAAUUGUCUCAUUAUUAGCUAAUUCUGUUGGAGAGAUUCACAUGAAGACAAUGCCUACUUCUAUAUUUAGACUGUUGACUGGACAAGAAACCCCACAUUAUAUGUAGUUCAUAUUAUUUCAUAAAACAACCAUUUUCUAUUUCAUUCAAGUUCAUAUUUAGUCAUUAAAAACCAACCAUUUUAUUUCAUUCACUUUUUUGUCACAAAAUAUCAUGAAGUUGAUAGAUAAUAGAUCCUGCAUUUUUCUCUGUAUUUGCUGUAACUUUAAGCUUCUUCUUUGUAAGCACGUUUAUAUCAAACAAAAUGAAAAUCAUUUUUCAGUUUAUAUCAUAUGUUAUGAUUAUCAAGAAUGUGACAUGCAACAUCGUGUAAGAUUUUCUGGUUUCCUGCAUAGAGUAAAAUAACUGUAAAUUGCAGUAUUAUAAUCUAUUUGGCGAAGGAGUACAGCAAACUAUCUCCAAAAGCUUUUUUUUUUUGGUUCGGAGCAGAUAAUAAUUUACAAUCCAAUAUAAGAAAAUUGAUUAUUCAUUUAUUUAGUUGAUUUGGUGUGUUUUUCACCGUCAAACAAUAGUUUUUUAUUUACAAUCCAACCAGAGAAUUAUCAACAUAGAGUCAAAUCUGUAAUGGUUGUGAUGAGUUAUGGUCAAGUAUUUAUGAACAGGUCAAAAACAUGUAAGAACAGAGAGCUGUGCUAUAGCAAUAUGUGAAGAGUUGAGCAGAGUGAUUCAGGCUAUGAGGCAUAAGGAAGGACAAUAUUUAAGUUUUUAGGGUUAUUUUGAAACUUGGAUGAAACUCUGUAUGAACCAUAGAUAAUAAUCUUAGCAAAUUUAAUAAAAUAAUAAUGUUCAAGUAAUUUAUUUUCUGAAAACCAGAACAAUCCUUUAUCAAUGGAAUGUAAAUAUAUUAAGUAUAAAAAAUAGUUUUACUUUGCCAGUCUAUGUGCAGUGGACAUUAUUUUCAUUAUGACUGAUGUCAACAAAUUAAUUUUGAGGUAUAUUCUAACUCAAAUUACAGAAUAUUCAUGUCUACCAUAGACAACAAAAAACAUGGUGAAAAAAUGACAAAGUUUUUUGAUAUCAUCAUAUACAAAAUGAAUUUAUUCUUAACAGCAAGAUAUUAAACAAAUAAAAUGAACAAAGAAUGAGGCUGACAAAAAUUUUUAAUGUUUCCGUACUUAAGAUUUUUAUAUUAGCAAAAAAAAAAUCUUGUAUUUCUUUCUUGAUUCUUAAAUUGAUACAUGUAAUGUAUUUUACACCUUUAAAAUUUUUACUCAACCUAUCCAAACUUCAUGAUAUUUUUGUGACAUUUCUAUGAUCUGAACAGUUAAUGUAAUGUGUUCUGUUGAAUAUUUGGUGAGGUUUGAGAGUGCAUAGUUUCUAGUUUAUCUAAAUUAAGAAAUUUAUAAACCAAGCCAACUCCUAUUUUUUUCCCUCAAUAUGAUCUGGUCACAAGUCAUCAUAGAUAACCACCAAUAUUAAAUUUGUCAGUAAACAUUAUGGCUUUGCAAUAGUAUGUUCCACUCAUAUAAAUAAUAGAAAAGCAGGUUAAACAUUAUCUACAAAUAUCAUGAUUAUGGGAAAUGGUGAUGAGUUUUUUGGAAGCUUUAAAAGUUUAAUCAUAUAUAUUGCUUGUUAUGAUUUAAUACUGACUGAAGCAAUCCAUGAAAUUGAAACUUCCUGAAAUAUAAUUAAUAAUAAUCUUGAUAGGUUGGAGAUACAGAGUAAGAUGGCACAUCAAUUUGUUUUAAUAACUUCAGUAUUUUUUGACAGCAUUAAAAUACCUCUAUUCUGACACGGCAUUGUGAUACAGUGCUUUAUGACACUUCUGUGUUUUCUUACUGGCCACAACUUUCAUAGAAGCAAGACUUAGGUGUGCAGUUUCCAGCAACAAUUUUUAAAGUUUUUAAUUAAGUUGCAUAGGCGAGACAUAUCUUUGUGUUUUAAACAAUUCACAUUCAUACCUAAAUUAACUUUGCCCAUCAGCCAAGUUCCUGAAUUGAUAAGAAAUGAUUUAUGGUUGUGUUGUGACAAAUUGUUUGUUUUCAGUUUAUGAUACAAAAUAAUGCUGCUUUUAAUUAGUAGAAAUCUACAAAUGUAUCCAAAGUUACAUGAUACAAAUGCUUUAAUGCCAAAUAUUGUUUUGAUUUGUGUAUUUUUACAGUGCUUUUGUGACGUUUUUGUUCAUAUUUUAUUUCUUCGCAAUGAUGUUUAGUAAAAUAUUACACUUUUUUAUUACUAUUGUAAUAAGGGAAUUUGUACUGUAGUUGAUCAUGUGAUCACUAAAGAUUACUAUUGUAAUAAGGGAAUUUGUACUGUAGUUGAUCAUGUGAUCACUAAAGAUUACAUAAUUUAUUACAUAAUUUCACUGUAAACUUGAAAUAAUAACAUAUAAUUUGAAUAUUGCAAUACAAUAUGUACAGUGCAUGGACAUAAGUAUUUGUCACUUGCCAUUUUUCACAUUAUAUUUCUAUACCGAUAAAAUCAUGUUUUUUCAACAAGUUAUUAGGGGACAUUUCUGGUAGGAUUUUAUUGGACUUUGCACAGACUGAAGUAGAAUUCUCACACAAAUUUGGGUAUAUUUUUUAAUUUAUUGAUGAUAAAAACUCAAUUUUUUUUUGUCUGAAAAUUUGCUAAAUAUUUCAACCAAUUUAAAUAGUAAAAAAAUAUUAUGUGUGUUCACAUCAUUAAAGAAGGAAAACAACUGAAGACAAAUUAUGACCAAAUAAAAAAAUUGUAAGUGAUGAUACUUAUGUGCAUGGACUGUAUAUAAAUGCAUCUAACAGCCAAAUUUUGAUAAGGUACACAAUUCUGUCAUUACCACAGGUUUGAAAAUGGUACAAGUACCUUAAAUUUAAAAAAAAAAAUGUAUUUUUAAAACAUGUAAAAUAAGACAUUUAUAAAAGUUAUUUUUUUUUAAAAAGGAUUUCUUCCCAGAAAAAUAGAUUAUUGCUAAGUCUUUUUAAAAAAAAUUUACAAACUAAAACUUUCUUGCUUAAGUAGAGCAACAAUUUAAGGAUAUUGGAUGAACCUUUUUUUGGAUCAAAAUGAAGAGAACUGCAUUAUAUGUGUAUAAUUAAUCAUAUGAUGUUAUGUAUAGCUGUAAACAAACAAAAAAGUGUUUUAACUAUUAAAAACUGAAUAAUUGGUUUUUUACCUAAGUAUAAUGUAAUAUGUAUGUGGUAACUGCUGUGAAGCAGACUGUGAUGUACAAUAUGUGUGCCAGUGUUGUAUUCUUUACCAUGCAUUUUAUAUGUACUUAAAGGGCCAGAUAAUGGCAAAUACCAUAACACUCUAGAUGUGGCAAUCUUUAUAAAAUGCUAGAUUAAAAAAUGACAAAAACUGAGUACUGAAAAUUCAGAAAUUUUUGUGAUGUUUUUUUAUUGUGAAAAUAGCGACGACAUAAAAUCUUGCAUCUUAAAUUUUGAUAGCAUUAUUUGCAUGCAGCUUUUCUUGAAACUGUUCAACAAAGGCAAUAAUAAAUGCAAGCAGUAAUUUCUGAAUUUACAGUCAUUUUUGUACCUCUGUGUAUUCUAGUUUCUUUUUAUCAAUUUGUUUUUAUAACAGUGCUUAAAGUUAAGGGAUUUGAAUUUGGUAGGGGGAGGUAAUUAUUGGAAUUUUUAUGAAUCAGAAAAACAGACAAUUUGCUGCUGAACAGCUGUCUACUGCCUGAGACAUUGUUGUGUCUGAUUUAAAAUAAUAUCUGUGAUAACCCAUAUUUGUGCAAUUUGAUUGAUAUUAUUUUGAUUGUUAAAAGAUAAGCCAUACAAAAAGAAAAGUAUGCAAUUAGUGCUAGCCAUAAACACUGAAAAAAACUUUAAAUCUUUCUCUUUGAAAUCUUACUGGUAAGUGAAUUUUAUAUUACUUCAUUUGAAUAGUAUGAAUUAAUAGAGAUCUGGGAUAAAUGUCAAUGAGUACAUUGAAGGUGUUCAAUCAGGGACAUACAUCCUCACUAUUUGAAAAGCUUUUAAUGUCCCUGGCCUGUCUCUUAACAAGAUGUGAAUAUACAAAUAAACGACAAUACAUUGUAUAUAACAUUAAAAUAUUUGUUUUUGCUUUGAUAAGUAUAUAAAAUAAAAGUAUGAUAUGAGAAUUUAGUGAUUUUCCUUUAACAUUUUGAUAAAAAAAAAGUUUUAACUGUCCAAAGAAAUAAGAGGCUCUACAAAAGCUUUAACCAACAAGGUUGAAUUGCUUAUAGUUUAAUUAAGUCCUAAGUGUGAUUUUGAUACAUAUUAAUAAAUAAAAACAGAUUUAGGAUAGAUUAUGUUUUGAAAUAGUUCUGUACAUGUACUUCAAUAGAUUUCAAAAUCUAGAAUUCUGCAUUAUAAUCUAUUGCAUAUUAAAAUAUGUAAAAAAAAUAAUAAACCAGUUGUAUGCUAAAAAUAUAAAUUUUAUUUUAUUUUCUACAAAUAUUAGAUAUAAGCUAUUAUUUUAUAUUAUGUGUAACUUUUAUGUUUUAAUAGCAAUAUAUUUGUAUUUUCUGUUUAAUUUAAUGUGAUUAUCUCCCUUUCUCUGUUUAUAUCUGUCUAAAUCACAACAAUGUUUUCCAUCAUGUAUAUGUUAUAUUGUGAUAUGAUUUAAUAUAUUCUAGUCUAAUGAAUGUGAUGUAUGAAAGGUUACAAGAUUUCUUUUUAACUUGAGCAGAAAAUCUGUUCACAGCAUUGUUACAGUUCAUUUUGUAUUGACCAGUCAAAUGCAUGUAGUAUAUUUAAAAAAUAUGCUACUUCAUGUAUGUAUUGCCAAUAUUAAGUUAAUAUUUCAAGGUAUCGGUAUUGAAUUGACAUUAUAAUGUCAUAAAAAAACAGGAUGGAAUAAAGUUAUUUACAAAACUUUGAUAAACUUCAGAUUUACUCUAAAAAAAAAUGGAAAUUGCAUAUAAUUAGAAUGUUUCCAUUAUCUGUUUAUAUAUGCAUCUUAAUUUUCAUGUUGUAUGUACAUUAUACCACUGCAUUGAAUGUGAUAGCAAAUUUCUCCAUUUGAGACAGUUAAAUUGUUGAGAUGGUAAAAAUCAUAUCAUAAGAAAUACAGUGCUGGAAUCUUUUUCUCUUAUGAUUUUAAGACAAUAUGUAGGCAAAACUUAUAACCUUUUGUAUUUUUUCUGAGAGAUGCAUCAUGGUUGCCUUUAGUGACUUCUUAAUAACAAAAUCAGGGGAACACAAGACAAUCAUAAUUCAAUUGGUACAGAUACCUUGUCUUGUUUAGAACUGUUUGUGGUUCUUUUGAAGGUUAAGAAAUGCAUUGUGAUUCUGUCUUCAAAAAACCUUUUAUUCUUAUAGCUCAAAUGAUGACCACUGUGAUCCUGCAUGUAGUGUUAGGAAAUAUAUGAAACCAUUUCUGUGUGUCUACAUUGAGGUUGUAUCUUUAUUUGUUUGGUAUGUUAUCAGCUUAUAAGUAAUGCAUUUUCCAAAUUUUCUGUUUAUAUGAAAAUUAUUUUAAAAUGGGCAUACAAUACAUUUUUGUUAAAUUCAUUUUUUUUUCAGCAUGAAUAGAAUGAAUGAUACAGGUGCAUAGAUUAAGAAUGAUUAAACAAGGAAAUGUUUAAGCUUGAUGGACAGAAAAAUGAAUGCUCUUUUUAUGGCUUCUCCAAAAAAUAUAAACAUGGCAUAUAUAGUUGAUACAAUAGAUAAGUUUGUUCAGUAUGAAAAGAAUGACUGAUCCAGAUGCAAAGAAUGAGAAUGAUAAAACAAGGAAAUUAUUUUGCUUCUUGUGGAUAGGAAGUUAUAUUUGUAACUGCUGGCAUACAAAUAUUGCAUAUUAUAUGACCGAAACAUAUAACAGCAAGAGAUCUUUGAAAACAAAUCUGAAAACUACAAUGUUCCAGUAUGUAAUAGUGAUAUUUACUUAAAAAUACAUUUCUGAUAUAUGUGUAACAUUCCAGGGAUGCUUUACAUGUGUUUGUGUGGUGAAUGCUUGGAUUGUGCUAUUAUUUAACAUGUUUUAUCUUUUGAAAUAAAGUCAAUUGUCAAACUACAA
Molecule: messenger RNA, 9340 nt
Organism: Mytilus californianus (California mussel)
Lineage: Eukaryota; Metazoa; Mollusca; Bivalvia; Mytilida; Mytilidae
Product: amyloid-beta A4 precursor protein-binding family A member 2-like
Exons: 15
Coding region: 155-3478 (1107 amino acids)
Biological process (GO): chemical synaptic transmission
Cellular component (GO): dendritic spine; cytoplasm; plasma membrane
Molecular function (GO): protein binding
Source: RefSeq, a predicted model, not a curated record